AAACCGCCGUCUCUUCAAAUUCAACUAUCUUGUUAUCGAAAAUAUUAGCGAUAAAUUUCAAUUGUUAUUUAAUUAACGCGAUUUUUAUCAUAACUACGACGAAAAUUAAGAAAGGGGUACUUACUUAUUCGAUAUAUACAUCUUUCUGUUCAGUUUACGGAUACUAAAAAUUACUUCAAAAUGCAAGAUGUUAAAUCUAGAAAAGAUAGUACGAAUGAAUUGUUCGUACAAAAGGUUUUAAGUUUAGAACACGGAUUAUUUUAUAAUGAUGAUGUCGAAGUAGAAUCCUCAGUGGAAGAGGAUGUAUUGUUUUUCGAAAAUGAAUCGUCUCUGGCAAAAGAAAACAUAAAAUUAUCUGAAAAAACUGCUUCAAAUUCAGGAAAGGCAUUAUCUUUUUUUAGUGAUGAAGUUGUAUCUUUUAAAAAGAGUGAAGUCCCAGUUUUAGAAAAAGAAAAAUCUUCUCUAAAGAAUGAAAAUGUUUUAAAUUUGACGCAAAUACCAGUUGGGGAAAGGUUUUCAGAUUCAAACAAAGUUUCUCAGGAAGUAUUAGGAAACAGAACUGAAGAAACUGUAAAAAGGUUUACUUGUAAUCAAUGUAAUAAGAGUUAUGCUCGAUUUCAUAAUUUUAGAAAGCACAUGGAAAAUCACAAUACAAAAUUGAAAUUUGAAUGUGAUGUUUGUAAAAGAAAAUUCAUUUCAGCUGAGUUUUUAAAGAGCCAUUUAGCAGUUCAUUCAGUUACAAAUCUUGAAGGUGAAUCGUACAAUCAAGAUAUUCAUUCCACAUCAAAUUUUGAUAGAAAAUCUCGCAAUCAAGGUGUUCAUUCAGUAACAAAUUCUGAAAGUAAAUCCAAUGAUCAAGACUCGUCUGCUAACAGUAAAAUUCAAAGGAAUUUUCGUUGCAAAAUUUGCAAUAAUUCUUCUAUUGAUUAUUAUAAUUUGUGUGCACAUGUUAAAAAUCAUGUAAAUAUAGCUGUGUUAUUUUGUUGCCAAGUUUGUAAUAAAUCUUCUUAUCAAGAGAAUAAUAAAGAGAAGAUAGAAAAGGAGAAUAAUGACAAUUGUCCAUGUGAAUAUAAAUGUAACACUUGCAAAAUAGGUUUUAUUCAUGAAGAUGCAAUAUAUGUACACCAUCAUUUAGUACAUGGUGUAAAAUUAUUUCCAACGAUGCAAGAAAUGGUGAAAAGUUGUGUAUCACUCCCAAAAGCAAAGAAAAUGCCUAAGUGUGAAAUAUGUGGAGUAACUUUUAAGAGAAACAAAGACCUUAAUAUUCAUCUUGCGAUUCAUAAUAAUAUGCAAAGGGAAAAAAAACAUGAAUGCUCAGUUUGUGGUAAAAAAGUUACGUCUAAAUCAUCUUUAAAUCAUCAUAUGCGAAUUCAUACUGGUGAGAGACCUUGGUCUUGUCAAAUAUGCGAAUUCAGUUCAACUCACAAAAGUUCUUUAAAAAUACACAUGCGUACUCACACAGGAGAGAAACCUUAUGAGUGUAAAAUUUGUUUUAAAACAUUUGCAUCUAAAAAUAAACUCAAUGUUCACUUACGUGUUCAUACAAGAGAAAAGCCUUAUAUUUGUGAUUUUUGUAAGAAGGCCUUUUGGAGAAAGUCAGAUCUGAAUGAGCACUUCAUUAUUCAUACUGGUGAACGUCCGCAUGUAUGUGAUGUUUGCGGGAAAGUGUUCAAAUAUCCUUUUAAAUUAAAAAUGCAUUAUAAACAACAUACUCAAGAUAAGCAGUAUGAAUGUGAAACAUGCAAAAGGAGAUUUUUAACGAAACAUCAGUGGAAAGAACACACUUACACACAUACUGGGGAAAAACCUUAUGUGUGCACAUUUGGGGACUGUGGAAAAGCAUUUAGUCGAUCAGCAAUAUUAGGUAGGCACUAUCUAAUACAUACUGGUCAGCAACCUUAUAUCUGUGAGAUCUGUAAAAGGAAAUUUAAUCAGAAGACGUCACUGACUCGUCAUUAUGUCGUUCAUACUCAAGAGAAGCCAUAUUCUUGUGAAUUUUGUGACCAAUCUUUUACUCAGAAAGCUUACCUUCAGUUCCAUAAACGGCAAAAGCAUGGUGAGGAUAUGGCUAUUAAAUAGAAAGAUUUCCAGAAUUCAUUAUGAGAGUAAUUGCUAUGUAUGUGUUCUUGUUACGAAAGUUUUCAUGAAUAUAAAUGUAUAGAUUUGAUAUUGUAUAAAAGGUGGUUUGAAAUUGACAGUCGUUAGAUGGAACUUUAUUGCUAAAAAACUAGUGGAUCAAAAAUGUGUUCGACCUGAAAAAGACAGUAAAAAAAUUUUAAAGAAAAUUUUUUAUAAUUUUGACAAUCCAGGAAGAUUUUACAUGAAUUCAAGAAGAGUUUCAUUUUUAUUUUUUAAAAAGUUUCUGAGUAAUUGUUUAAAAAAAGUAAUUUUAUAAAUAAGAUAUAAUUUGAUUAGGGGUGUAACAAAUAGUGAUUUGGCCGAAUAUUGAUUAUUCAGUGGCUAAACAUAUUUUAAAAAAAAAAUCCUUAAUAAAUAUUAUUUUUUCAUGUAUUAAAAGACACUGAAAAUUAAUAAGAAAUAUUUAAGAUAUAUAAGUGAGAGCAAUAACACUUAGCAAUAUCGUGAAAGCAAUAGCAAAAAAAAAGUAAAUAAUAAAUAAAUAAUAUUUUCCGAAAAAGUACACAUAAAACGUUAAAGGAAAUAUAGUCUUCACUUUUAAAAAUGCUGCUCUACUUUUUCAUAUAGUCGUAUUUUUAAAAGUAUAACAUUCAUGAGAAAUGCUCUUUAAAAACUAUCAUAAUAAAAACACUGAUGAAAAGAAAAGUUAAUAUAAGAAGAGAAAUAUAUAUUUUUUUUAAUUUCGUAAAAUAUAACUUGAAUGUUGAAAAUCACGGCUUUUUUGUUGCCGCCUAUCUGUGUUACCGUACGAUAAAAAAAUGAAGUCUAUCAUAAAUUGUUCAAUAAAAUGAGGCACUAUAAUCAGGG
This is a messenger RNA of Parasteatoda tepidariorum (common house spider), 2946 nucleotides long. RefSeq lists its product as uncharacterized. Gene Ontology annotation, molecular function: RNA polymerase II cis-regulatory region sequence-specific DNA binding; DNA-binding transcription activator activity, RNA polymerase II-specific. Lineage: Eukaryota; Metazoa; Arthropoda; Arachnida; Araneae; Theridiidae. The record is from RefSeq and is a predicted model, not a curated record. Gene Ontology annotation, biological process: regulation of transcription by RNA polymerase II. Gene Ontology annotation, cellular component: nucleus.